This is a messenger RNA of Toxorhynchites rutilus septentrionalis, 1061 nucleotides long. RefSeq names its product general odorant-binding protein 83a-like. Gene Ontology annotation, biological process: sensory perception of smell. Gene Ontology annotation, molecular function: odorant binding. The coding region runs from base 316 to 738 and encodes 140 amino acids. Lineage: Eukaryota; Metazoa; Arthropoda; Insecta; Diptera; Culicidae. The transcript is spliced from 4 exons. The record is from RefSeq and is a predicted model, not a curated record.
AGUAGCCACAGUUUUUGUUUCCAGUAGCUGCCGAUAUACCGCUACGACCAUUCUGACAAAACGAGUUCGUUGGUUAUUUAUUCGGUUUUAUUUGUUUCCUUCAUAGCAAGUAUUCAUUCAUGUUGAGCUUCUGUAUUUGAAAUAAAAAUUCCGUGUUUCGUUUCGUUGCCUUGACAGGGAGGAUUUUUUGCUUCCUAGUCUCACACUAAACCGGAAAACGACUCGGUGCUCUGUGAAGAGCUAACGAGAUAAAAAGGACAGUGGUAUAACAAAAUUUAAUAAAACGGAAGUCACUCGAAGAAAAACCAAACGAAAAUGUUCACAACUUUAGCGUUGCUUCUCCUGGCAGGAGCUGUCUGUGGUGAUGGACCGAGGCGAGACGCUGAAUAUCCCCCACCGGAAUUUUUGGAAAAACUGAAACCGAUGCAUGAUGCUUGCGUCCAGGAAACAGGUGUAUCUGAAGAUGCAAUUAAACGCUUUAGUGAUCAAGAAGUGCAUGAGGAUGAGAAACUCAAGUGUUAUAUGAACUGUUUAUUCCAUCAAGCAGGAGUAGUUGAUGAUAAAGGCGAGUUUCACUAUGUGAAAAUUCAGGACUUUUUGCCCGAAUCGAUGCACUUGAUUACCCUUAAUUGGUUCAAGAAAUGUCUCUAUCCCCAGGGUGAAAAUCUCUGUGAAAAGGCCUACUGGUUGAACAAAUGCUGGAAGGAACGUGAUCCCGUUCAUUAUUUCUUACCAUAAUUCAAUAAAAUAUGUUUAUAGAGCAAAACUGCUGAAUUACAUAUUGGGUUGGGGAAAAAGAAAUGUCGUAUUUCUGAUCGAAAUUUGACGCUUUAUUUAACACUAGCUGACCCAGCAAAAUUCGUCCCGCCCAAAAUUUGUUUUUUUGUUAUCAAUACCUUCAAACAUUCACGUUUUCUUACUAUGAGCAUGAUAAUGGGUCCAAUCGCAGAACUGUUCAUUGAUUGAUCUUCUAUUCGACCCCGUUGAAUUUACCUUUUUACUAUAAAAUUCCUAGUAUUUCUAACGAAACUCAUCAUUAAAAUAUCAGAUUAUUUUCAGAC